Molecule: messenger RNA, 1194 nt
Organism: Cladophialophora carrionii CBS 160.54
Lineage: Eukaryota; Fungi; Ascomycota; Eurotiomycetes; Chaetothyriales; Herpotrichiellaceae
Exons: 1
Coding region: 1-1194 (397 amino acids)
Molecular function (GO): hydro-lyase activity
Source: RefSeq, a predicted model, not a curated record
AUGGAUAUCGCACGGGAACUCUCGCGGCCGGAGUAUAAGCCCAUCUUCUGUAUUGAGAUGCAUACUUGUGGAGAGCCCACCAGGAUCGUUAUCGAUGGAUACCCGAAUGUCACAGGUACGCUUCUAGAGCAGAGAACUCAGGCCCGCCAGACGCAUGACCACAUCCGAAAACGACUCAUGCUCGAACCUCGGGGACACUACGAUAUGUAUGGUGCUGUCCUCCGUCCCGACACGGAGCUGACCCAACUCGGCCAAGCCCAUAUGGGCGUGCUCUUCAUGACAAACGACGGUUAUUCAACCAUGUGUGGCCAUGCCACUAUUGCGCUCGGAAGGUUCCUGCUUGAUACCCAUGACCUCAACAUCUUCCCUCGAAGGAAUGAUAUCAUUUGGGACCGCAAGUCGCUGAUUGCCGAUCUCAAUAUCCACGCUCCUUGUGGCCUUCUCCGACUAAGUGUCCCUGUCAGUCCCGAUGGAAGGGCUUCAGACCCCAGUAAACCGGUAUCUUUCGUGUCGGUGCCCUCCUUUGCAACCGGCCUCCAGGUUCCUCUGGCCAUCGCGCAUCCGUGGCCGCAGUUGGAAAGGAAAGGUGCCCCUAAAACACCAAUAUCAGUGGACUUUGCCUACGGCGGAGCCUUCUAUGCCGUUGUUGAUGCCAGUAGCCUUGGCUUCAAGGAGCACUUGCAGGAUAUCGAUAUGCGAGAGCUAAGCAGGGCUACAGAAUCUCUCCUCCUGAGUAUACGUGAACAACCCAAGCUGACAAGCUACUACCAACAUCCCGAGGAGUCCGACUUGUCGUUUCUGUAUGGCGUCAUUGUGACAGACAGCGUCCUCCGGGAAGGUAAGCCUGUUCCGAACGCAGAGCUGGGCGUCUGUUUCUUUGCAGACCAGCAGAUCGACCGAUCACCUACCGGCAGCGGCGUAGCUGCUCGAGAAGCCCUGGCAUAUUGCAAAGGAGAGCGAAGUAUCGGAACAGCAUGGUCUUACCAUUCGUUGGUGUCAAACCGCGACCUAGGACCCCCCUUCGUUGGUACGAUUGAGAUGGCUGACGGCAGUCCAAAGCAAGUCAAGACGGCCCAAGUACACGUCAGGGUGAGUGGGCAGGCAUUUUAUAGCGGCUCCAGCACCUUCUCUGUGGAGCAAGAGGAUCCAUUGGGCGACUCAGGCUUCGUCUUCACGAAGCUAACGCUGGGGUAG